AUGCGAGCUCAACCAUCUCUCACGCCCUAUGGCCUCCUCCGCCCUGCUGCACCUCCGAUCCGCUCCGCACACCCAGCAUCCGCAUCAACAGCUCUAAUAUGCUCCCAAUGCCUGCUGCGACACAGAUCCUCCAGCCUCCUCCCCUCCCCCAAACUCCCCUGCAACAGCCGCAGCUACCACCCCUCCCGGCGAAAAUACCAGUCAGCCCUGGGCUCCGCCGUCUCCGCCGCCCAAAACCUCUUCUCGAAGAAUAACCCACCGCCUCCUCCUCCUCCUCCUCCUCCUCCUCCUCCUCCUCCUCCUCCUCCUCCUCCUCCACCACCAUCAUUACAGCCGUCGCAAACGCCCAUAUCCAUCGACCCCCUCCGCAUCGUCGGAAAGGAACUAAAGUUUAUGAAAAAGAACAUCCAACAACUCCUCGGAUCCGGACACCCCUUGCUCGACCGCAUAGCGAAAUACUACACAAGAAGCGAAGGCAAACAUGUCCGCCCCUUACUCGUCCUGCUUAUGUCACAGGCAACAGCCAUAGCCCCCAAAUCGCCGCGACAGGUGCAAUCCGUAAGUGAAUCGGGGAUUAACGAGGCGAUUACUUCCCCCGCCAUCCUGGCCGAUACAAAUCCAGAUCACAGCGUUCUCACUUCCUCAACGACGGAGGCCUCAUACACGCUCCCCGUCGAAGAGGUUGAGAAAGGGCAGGUGCAGGGUGAUAGAAACAUCCUCCCCUCCCAACGCCGUCUGGCAGAGAUUACAGAGGUAAUCCACACAGCCUCCCUACUCCACGACGACGUGAUCGACAACGCUGUCACGCGCCGGUCCUCCGUCUCCGCGAACCUGGAAUUCGGCAACAAAAUGGCCGUGCUUGCCGGUGACUUCUUGCUCGGGCGUGCAUCUGUGGCAUUGGCCCGGUUGCGGGAUCCGGAGGUCAUCGAGCUGGUCGCGACGGUCAUUGCAAACCUGAUCGAGGGCGAGUUCAUGCAGCUGAGAAAUACGGAGCUGGAUGAGGAGAACCCGUUCUUCACUGAGGAGGCGAUCGCAUACUACCUGCAGAAAACGUACCUGAAGUCUGCUAGCCUGAUUAGUAAAUCGUGUCGGGCAGCGGCGUUGCUGGGUCACAGCUCGCCGGAGGUUGUGGAGGCGGCGUAUUCGUACGGGCGGAAUCUAGGGCUGGCGUUCCAGCUCGUGGAUGAUAUGUUGGAUUAUACGAUUUCGGGUGAGGAGCUGGGGAAGCCGGCUGGGGCGGAUUUGGAGCUGGGGCUUGCCACGGCGCCAUUGUUGUUUGCGUGGAGGGGGCAUCCGGAGUUGGGUGCACUGGUUGGCAGGAAGUUUAGACGAGAGGGCGAUGUGCAGUUGGCCCGCCAAAUCGUCGCCCAAUCCGACGGCCUCGAGCAGACCCGCGCUCUCGCGCAGGAAUACACCGAUAAAGCCAUCGAGUCCAUCAGCAUCCUCCCAGACAGCGAAGCGAAAGCUGGUCUAAUUGAGAUGUGCGCGAAACUCACGCAGAGGAGGAAGUGA
This is a messenger RNA of Paracoccidioides lutzii Pb01, 1512 nucleotides long. Its product is annotated as decaprenyl-diphosphate synthase subunit 1. Gene Ontology annotation, molecular function: prenyltransferase activity. The transcript has 2 exons. Gene Ontology annotation, biological process: isoprenoid biosynthetic process; ubiquinone biosynthetic process. The record is from RefSeq and is a predicted model, not a curated record. Gene Ontology annotation, cellular component: transferase complex. Bases 1 to 1512 code for a protein of 503 amino acids.